Drosophila ficusphila is the source of this 1418-nucleotide messenger RNA. RefSeq names its product SH3 domain-containing protein Dlish (gene Dlish). The record is from RefSeq and is a predicted model, not a curated record. The transcript has 3 exons. NCBI's taxonomy places the organism in Eukaryota, Metazoa, Arthropoda, Insecta, Diptera, Drosophilidae. Bases 66 to 1130 code for a protein of 354 amino acids. Gene Ontology annotation, molecular function: protein binding.
AAAUUAGCUAAAAUUUAGCUGUGUUUGUUUGCUUAAGGUGAAUUAGGUGAAGAGCGGGAGGGGAGAUGGCUUUUCUUUGUCCCGUGCGCAUGCGGCGCGAUAAAAAGAAAGCCACAAGUGCCAGCAUAGAGAGGGAUUUGCCAGCUGUGGGUGGAUUAGGAAUGGGUCGUAUAACUGGCUCCUCCAGCAUUGAAACGUUGGUGAGAGUGGGCAUCGAAAAAGAACACGGUCUAAGUCCUGAUUCCAAAAUGAUAGUGCUACACGACUUCACGCCUUGCGUAGAUGAUGAACUAGAGGUAAAACGUGGCCAGCUGGUUAACAUUCUAUACAGGGAAAACGACUGGGUCUACGUAAUUGGUCAGGACUCUCGACAGGAGGGCUUUAUACCCUUCUCCUAUUGUGCUCCUUGCAACACACAGUUGGCGGACCUCGCUAUCAAAAAGAAACUGCCAAGAGAACAGUGCCCCGAACAACCGUUAGAAGAGAAUCUUCCACUCCUGGGUACGGACAACAAAUUGGAUGUGCUCUGCGAUGAGACAUUGAAUCCAGGGUCUGCAAACAGCAUGGAAAAUAUAUUGCUUGUGGAACCAGAGUGCACUCCUUUCGUUAAGGAACCCUCCGGACGCUGCAUCGUAUUGUACACUUUCAUAGCCCGAGAUGAAAAUGAUUUGUCCGUGGAACGAGGCGAAUUUGUGACCGUGCUGAACCGUGAGGAUCCUGACUGGUUUUGGAUCAUGCGAAGCGAUGGACAGGAAGGAUUCGUGCCGGCCAGCUUUAUCUAUCCAGCAGACAGUGUGCGAGUUUUACAGCAGCAGAAAGCCACACUUAAUGCCAUGGAAACCAUCCUGCAGCAGGGUCAACAAGGUCAGCAAACGCAACAACAGCAGCCACAACUGGGAUUGGGAACGGAUGAUCUGCGAUACCAUGGCACAGAGCUGGUGAUGCUGUAUGAUUACAAGGCGCAGGCUCCUGACGAUUUAUAUCUUUCCGUCCGGCGAGGAGAUUGGAUUUACGCCGAUCUGAACAAUCAGACCGUUGAUGGCUGGCUUUGGGCUUACGCUCCUAAAACCAGAAAAUAUGGAUUCAUUCCUAAAGCCUAUGCCAGGCCGCCUGCCAUGACAAGUCUCUGAGAGUUCUUUCGUUUUAAAUAUAAUUACUACUUUAACGGAUAAGCAUAUUAUUUAUAGACCACCCAGCAUCUGUUAGAUUUUGAUCCACCGAACGACACCUUGUGCCUUAAAUGAAGUAACCCUAAAUGUAUAAUUGCAUUUUGAAAUUAAUAUUUCAUUCAACCUUUCAUUGAGUAAUAAAUUGUGCCUUACAUUUAUUUGUAUGUGAGCUUGCAUAACAUCGUAUACACUUAAAUUAAUUAACUCAUUCUUAACUGUAAAUUGCCCAUAAACGAUUAUCAAAAAUAA